Messenger RNA from Hymenoscyphus albidus, 1545 nucleotides. Lineage: Eukaryota; Fungi; Ascomycota; Leotiomycetes; Helotiales; Helotiaceae. The record is from the annotation of a GenBank genome assembly.
AUGGCAGAACCAGGACCUGUACCAGUCGCACAAUCGUUGAAGGAAAUCUACACGGAAGAUGCCAUCUCAACACAAACGGGACGAUGGCAGCGUUUAUUGGCGCAGUUCAAAACCAACUAUGGCCAUGAUGCCCACUUUGUCUCGAGAUCACCGGGUCGAGUAAACAUAAUUGGAGAACACAUCGACUACUCUCUGUACUCGGUUCUUCCUAUGGCCAUUACGACAGAUGUGCUACUGGCUGUCCGGGUAACUGAGGAGGGAACGACUUCCGAUCAUUAUACCAUCAAGGUCUCCAAUGUCCAAGGCGACAAAUUUGUCGCACGCGAGUUCCAAAUUCCCUUCGAUACAGUUGAUAUAGACUCAAAGGUACACGAGUGGACCAACUACUUCAAGUCGGGCUUGCGGGGCGCAUUGGAAUUGCUACGGGUUAAGCGGGGUAACAAUGUGAAGCCAGUAAGCAUGGAAAUUUUGAUGGAUGGAACGGUUCCAGCAGGAGGUGGAUUGAGCAGUUCCGCUGCAUUCGUUAGUGCAUCUGCAUUGGCUGUGAUGUAUGCCAAUGGGGAAAAGUCCGUCGACAAAAAGGAGUUGACCGAGUUGGCCAUUGUUAGCGAACGUGCUGUGGGGGUCAAUUCUGGGGGAAUGGAUCAAUCAGCCUCGGUUCUUUCAAUUCGAGGAUCUGCGUUGUUCGUCUCUUUCGUUCCAGGUCUUACUGCACAGCCUAUCCAAUUUCCUAAGACGACACCGGAGCUCUCUUUCUUGAUUGCCCAAUCUUUCGUCCAAUCAGAUAAGCAAGUCACUGGACCAGUUUGCUACAAUCUACGAGUAGUCGAGUGCAGUCUCGCAGCCGCCUACCUAAACGCUGUUCUCUCUAAAUCCACAACUCCUCUACCCAAAGACUCGGGCCCAUUAGGCAUUUCCCUCAACGGUUUCCAUCAAAAGUAUUUCAAAGACUCCACUGAAUCCGUGGAAGAACAACUUGCCGAGUUAAUCGAAAUCACCAAAUCAACACUCACUCAACCAGGCUACACCCGCGAAGAAAUUGCUCCAGUAAUCGGAAUGACAGUCGAAGAACUCAACCGCCAAUUCACAUCCACCUUCCCAGUCCGAGCCUCACAUUUCAAACUCCGGGAACGCGCACUCCACGUCUUCUCUGAAGCUCUCCGCGUCCUUCAAUUCAUGGCUCUCCUCUCCAACCCAUCAUCCCUAGAUGAAUCCCUCAACCAAAAACUCGGAGCCCUUAUGAACGAGACCCAGGAUUCGUGUCGCGAAAUGUACGAAUGCAGUUGUCCCGAAAUCGACGCUCUCUGCUCCAUCGCUAGGAAAGCGGGGAGCUAUGGAUCGAGACUUACGGGUGCUGGGUGGGGAGGAUGUAGCGUUCAUCUUGUUCCUGCGGAUAAGGUGGAGGCUGUUAAGAAGGCGUGGGAGGCGGAGUAUUACAGUACGAGGACUCUAACGGCGGAGCAGAAGGAGGCGUCUGUUGUGGUUAGUAAGCCUGGGAGUGGGAGUGCUUUGUUGGUUGUUGGGGAGGGAGGGAAAUUCAUCUAG